AUGACAUUGGCCGUGUCAUUUGGAAACCAAAAUACUGGAGUCCAAUUAGGUGGAAACUCAGGCAAUCUCACUAUACAGCUCCAGCAACCAGCAGAUGAAGCAUGUCUAAGAGACCUGCGGACGACGGAUCCGCGAGAUGACAGAAAUCGCAUCGAGCGAGCCAAGGGCGGGCUUUUGAAAGACUCGUUCCGCUGGAUUCUCAGCGAUGAAGGUUUUAAGCAAUGGCAAAACAGCCAAGACAACCGGCUCCUAUGGAUCAGGGGUGAUCCAGGGAAAGGGAAAACAAUGCUUCUAUGCGGGAUCAUUGAAGAACUGACAUCUUCAGUUGGCGAUGUUUCAAAUAUCUCUUUCUUCUUCUGUCAGGCCUCCGAUGUGCGAAUCAACAGUGCCACGGCUGUUCUUCGAGGCUUGAUCUAUCUACUUGUUGAGAAGCAGCCCUCUCUUAUUUCACAUGUGCGGAGUCGAUACGAUAAGACCGGAAAGGCGCUAUUCGAAGAUAAAAAUGCUUUCUAUGCUGUCUCGGACAUUUUUACUCAAAUUCUCAAGGACCCGACUUUGCAAACUACUUACUUCAUAGUCGAUGCGCUUGACGAAUGCACGACGGAUCUCAAUCUACUUCUUGGCUUAAUCACCCGAGAGUCCUCUUCACCGAAACAAGUAAAAUGGAUCAUUUCUAGUCGAAACUGGCUUGAAAUUGAAGAGCAGUUGGAGACGACGACUCAAACAUCGCCCAUAUCGUUGGAGUUAAAUGAGGCAUCCGUCUCUGAAGCUGUGGAAGUUUUCAUUCGGCACAAAGUUGAGAAACUGGCAAAAAUGAAGAGGUACAAUCAAAAUAUCCACGAGACUGUCAAUGACUAUCUAUCGCAAAACUCGCAAGGAACCUUUCUUUGGGUGGCUUUGGUUUGCGAAGAACUCUCCAAGAUAUCUCGACUGAAUACACUCGAGAGACUCGAAGCAUUCCCUCCUGGGCUGAACGAUUUGUAUGAUCGGAUGAUUGACUAUAUUCGAGAUUCAAAUGAGGUGGAUGCAGAGAUUUGUUUGCGAGUUUUGGCUAUCAUCUCGACGAUGUACAGACCACCCACGCUGCAUGAGCUCAAAGGAUUCCUAGGACUUGAAGAGGAAGACAAUGGGUAUGAUCCUGAAGAUGUAUCAGAGAUCAUUGCACGCUGUGGAUCAUUCCUGACGAUUCGCGAUGAUGUUGUUCGCUUCGUUCACCAGUCUGCACAGGAUUUCUUGAGAUUAUCCAAGGAUGUGUCCCCCCAAGGAUUAGAAGUUGAGCAUCACGCCACAUUCACUCGCUCUCUAAAUCUUAUAUUUCACAAUCUCAAGCGCAAUAUCUACAGUGUCGGCUCUCCUGGAUUGUCAGUCGAGGAACUGAGAGACCUUGAGCCUGAUCCGAGUCCACUGGUGGCUGUGCGGUAUGCAUGCAUUUAUUGGGUUGACCACUUUCAGGAUGGCGUACCCGGAAAUUCCGAUGAUACAAGCCUCGAUGAAGGAGGCAUCCUGGACCGUUUUCUACAAGAGAGUUUGCUCAACUGGCUGGAAGCUCUUGGAAUUAUGGGGACCAUAUCUUCUGGUAUAGCGGGUAUGUUAAAGCUUGAGAGGUUGCUACAGGUAAUAGAUACCCCCGGUAAACCGUCUCCACACAUGUACAUUCUAAUGCCCAAGUCGAUUUACAGAGCAGAGGAGCAUCACCAGCCAUAUUGA
Molecule: messenger RNA, 1707 nt
Organism: Penicillium cosmopolitanum
Lineage: Eukaryota; Fungi; Ascomycota; Eurotiomycetes; Eurotiales; Aspergillaceae
Exons: 2
Coding region: 1-1707 (568 amino acids)
Source: RefSeq, a predicted model, not a curated record